Messenger RNA from Gopherus evgoodei (Goodes thornscrub tortoise), 8026 nucleotides. RefSeq names its product adhesion G protein-coupled receptor B1 (gene ADGRB1). The record is from RefSeq and is a predicted model, not a curated record. The coding region runs from base 514 to 5310 and encodes 1598 amino acids. Gene Ontology annotation, biological process: adenylate cyclase-activating G protein-coupled receptor signaling pathway; negative regulation of angiogenesis; cell surface receptor signaling pathway. Lineage: Eukaryota; Metazoa; Chordata; Testudines; Testudinidae. The transcript has 32 exons. Gene Ontology annotation, cellular component: postsynaptic density; plasma membrane; dendrite. Gene Ontology annotation, molecular function: G protein-coupled receptor activity.
UGCAGCCCCUGGCUACACAGACUGGAUCUAGUUUCACAGAGAGGGAGAACGAGCGAGCGGUUCAGAAGUGGGAAUUGAAAAGAGGGAAAACAAGAAAAAAAAAAAAAAGCAGACAGACCCCAGUGGAUCUUAACCAACGUCUCUUUCCCGGGAGGACCGUUCUCUCUCUGCACUGGUGGGAAAGCUGCCCUGAACCUCUCUUUAACAUUUUUCAAAGAAGACUUGCUUGUCUCGGUGGAUCUAAUAAUCGGUUGGUUUUUAAUUGUAUUUUCCCCGCUCUGCUAAGGAUUCCUUUAUUUAUUGCUUUUCGCUCCCAGCCGCCUUCCUGCAGAGACGCCAAAGGCGUUGCUUAUGGCCACAAGGGGGAGCCCAACUCCGAACAUGGGAAGAUCGGAUUGAUUUCGCAUAGAGUCUCAUAAACUCUCUCUUGUCCUCUAAGCUUGCACCUGUUAUGUCCAAGAUCUGGCACCUGCCUGACAAUUACUUUGAGUUCCAUAGGACCAGAGACCUAGGAUGAGGAGCACUGGCUUUGCCCUGAACCUGCUUUUGAUAUCACCACUCUUCUUAGUGUGGACAGUGGUGGCCCUCGACCUAGGACAAACUCCUUGCACCACCCUGGUCCAGGGGAAAUUCUUCGGGUAUUUCUCUUCCUUUGCUGUCUUCCCACUGAACUCCUCUCUGUGCUCUUGGAUUAUCCAGAAUCCGGACCCAAGGAGGUACACCUUGUACAUGAAGGUCUUGAAACCCACUGGCAUAUGUGACCACCAGCCGAUACGCACCUACCAGUUCGACUCUUUCCUGGAGUCCACCCGCACUUACCUGGGCAUGGAGAGCUUCGACGAUGUGCUAAAACUGUGUGACAGUUCCACUAGGUACUCCUUCCUCCAGUCCAACAAGCAGUUCCUCCAGAUGAAGCAGACCAUGUCCCCGGCAGAAGAUGGGCACGUGCGACGGAAGCCCACCAAGGCUCAGGAGCGGGACUUUUCAGUGGAGUACCUGGUGGUGGGCAACAGGAGCCCUAGCAAAGCUGCCUGCCAGAUGCUCUGCCAGUGGCUGGACACCUGCCUGUCCACCAGCAGCAGCUCCCACCCCUGUGGCAUCAUGCAGACUCCUUGCUCUUGCUCCGGAGGGGAGGUGUUGGAUCAGCCCAGUGAGAUGUUGGGGCUACCCAAGAAGAAGGAAGAUUGUUUUAAGGAUGGGAUUUAUUUGGAAAACUGCCUGAGCAGCCCGAAAGACAGCAGCCAGGUGGAGUUCCUGGGUGGCUGGAACCCUUGGUCCGCUUGGGGAGACUGUACUCGAGAUUGUGGGGGUGGUCUCCAGACACGCACCCGAAUCUGCCGGCCCAUUCCCGACGAAGGCCUUGUCUGCGAAGGAGUGCUGGAGGAAGGAAGACUGUGCAAUAGAAAAGCAUGCAAUACCAAUGGACGCUAUAAUUCCAGAAGCCAGUCGCUGAGGUCCACUGAUAACAGAAAGCGUGAGGAUGCUGACGAACUGCAGCAGUACGGAUACCCUGCACCUCAAAUAGGUGACCCUGCAGCAGAGGAGUGGUCCCCGUGGAGCGUGUGUUCGACCACCUGCGGGGAGGGCUGGCAGACCAGGACCAGGUUCUGUGUGUCGUCUUCCUACAGCACGCAGUGCAGCGGCCCUCUCCGGGAGCAGAGACAGUGCAACAACUCCGCCGUCUGCCCAGUGCACGGCACUUGGGACGAGUGGUCUCCAUGGAGUCUGUGCUCCUCAACGUGUGGGCGGGGGUACAGGGAUCGAACCCGCACCUGCAAACCCCCUCAGUUUGGUGGAAACCCCUGCGAGGGACCUGAAAAACAAACUAAGUUCUGCAACAUUGCACUUUGCCCAGGCCACUCAGUGGAUGGGAACUGGAAUGAGUGGUCGAGCUGGAGUUCCUGUUCUACGACCUGCUCCAAUGGUACCCAGCAGCGGACGCGGGAGUGCAACGGACCCUCCUAUGGGGGAGCAGAGUGCCAGGGGCACUGGGUGGAGACCAGAGAUUGCUUCCUAAGGCAGUGUCCAGUGGAUGGAAAGUGGCAGGCGUGGGGGCCGUGGGGGAGCUGUACGACCUCAUGCGGGGGCGGGACGCAGAGACGCGACCGUGUAUGCUACGGCCCCUUCUUCGGGGGAGACUCUUGUCAGGGGCCCAAGGAGGAGUAUAAGCAGUGUAAUGACAAGAAGUGUCCUGAGCCCCAUGAAAUAUGCGAUGAAGAUAACUUUGCUUCCGUGGUUUGGAAGGAAACGCCUGCCGGAGAUGCUGCGGCUGUCCGGUGUCCUCGCAAUGCCACUGGGUUGAUCCUGAGAAGAUGCACUUUAGAUGAAGAAGGGAUAGCGUACUGGGAGACUCCGACCUACAUCAAGUGUGUUUCCAUUGACUACAGGAAUAUACAGAUGAUGACAAGGGAGCAUCUCUCCAAAGCCCAGCGAGGGUUGAUGGGAGAAGGGGUAUCUGAAGUGCUCCAAAACCUCGUGGAGAUCUCCCAGGAUGGGACCAGCUACAGCGGGGACCUGCUGUCCACCAUCGAUGUACUCAGGAAUAUGACCGAGAUCUUCCGUAGGGCGUAUUACAGCCCUGCUGCUGGGGAUGUACAGAACUUCGUCCAGAUUAUUAGCAACUUGCUGUCAGAGGAAAACCGGGACAAGUGGGAGGAAGCUCAGAUGAUGGGGCCGAAUGCUAAGGAGCUGUUCAGGCUUGUGGAGGAUUUCAUUGAUGUCAUUGGAUUUCGCAUGAAAGAUUUCCGGGAUUCCUACCAAGUGACGGACAAUCUAGUCCUCAGCAUCCACAAAGUCCCCGCCAGUGCAGCCACUGACAUCAGCUUCCCCAUGAAGGGCUGGAGGGGCAUGGUGGACUGGGCCAGGACCUCCGAGGACAAGGUCACCAUCUCCAAGAGCAUCCUCUCUACGGGGCUAGCAGAGACAGACGACUCGUCCGUCUUCGUGGUGGGCACCGUGCUGUACCGGAACCUGGGGAGCAUCCUCUCGCUCCAGAGGAACACCACGGUGCUGAACUCCAAAGUCAUCUCGGUGACUGUGAAGCCAUCUCCCCGCACUCUGCUCACGCCCCUGGAGAUCGAGUUCUCCCACCUGUACAAUGGAACCACCAACCAGACCUGCAUCCUGUGGGAUGAAGCCGAUGUAUCCUCCUCCUCCUCCUCCUCCCAGCUUGGUGCCUGGUCCUGGCGCGGCUGCCGAACAGUCCCAGUCGAUUCCUUCCGAACUAAAUGCCUCUGUGAGAGACUCUCUACCUUCGCCAUCUUAGCCCAGCUCAGCUCAGACAUGAAUAUGGAAAAAGUGCUGGUCCCAUCUGUCACAUUAAUCGUAGGCUGUGGAGUAUCUUCACUGACGCUUUUGCUCUUGAUUAUCAUUUACGUCUCCGUCUGGAGAUACAUCCGCUCAGAACGCUCUGUCAUUCUCAUCAACUUCUGCCUGUCCAUCAUUUCCUCCAAUGCUCUUAUUCUGAUUGGACAAACCCAGACCCGGAAUAAGGUGACAUGCACACUGGUGGCAGCUUUCCUGCAUUUCUUCUUCCUCUCCUCUUUCUGUUGGGUGCUGACAGAGGCCUGGCAAUCCUACAUGGCUGUGACGGGCAGGUUACGGAACCGCAUCAUUCGCAAGCGCUUCUUGUGUCUCGGAUGGGGGCUGCCUGCCUUGGUGGUUGCCAUUUCCGUGGGAUUUACGAAAGCCAAGGGCUAUGGCACCGUCAACUACUGCUGGCUGUCAUUAGAAGGAGGCCUUCUCUAUGCCUUCGUGGGACCAGCAGCUGCAGUCGUUUUGGUGAACAUGGUUAUUGGCAUUCUGGUUUUUAACAAACUUGUAUCCAAAGAUGGGAUAACAGAUAAGAAACUGAAGGAACGGGCAGGUCAGAUGGCAGUGCCUCUUUACGGCAUGACGCUCAAAUGUUCCAAGUGUGGAGUAAUUUCUUCCGCUGAAGUUUCGGCCACAGCCACCAGUAACGCCAUGGCCUCCCUUUGGAGCUCCUGCGUGGUCCUACCUCUGCUGGCGCUGACCUGGAUGUCUGCGGUUCUGGCAAUCACGGAUCGGCGGUCAGCACUCUUCCAGAUCCUCUUCGCUGUCUUUGACUCCCUGGAGGGCUUUGUCAUUGUGAUGGUUCAUUGCAUCCUGAGACGAGAGGUCCAGGAUGCAGUGAAGUGCCGAGUAGUGGACCGUCAAGAAGAGGGCAACGGAGACUCGGGGGGGUCAUUUCAGAAUGGACAUGCUCAGCUAAUGACCGAUUUUGAGAAGGAUGUGGAUAUGGCUUGUAGAUCAGGUGAGCACAUCACAGUGCUGAAUAAAGACAUCACCACGUGCAGGACCUCAGCCAUCACGGGCACGCUGAAGCGCCCAUCGCUGCAGGAUGAGGAGAAGCUGAAGCUCCAUCACCAGAAGGGGUCCUCGAACUUUAACAGUCUUCCAGCCAACGUCUCUAAGAUGCAUCUCCAGGGCUCCCCACACUACCUGGGGGCCAUCAACCUGAAUGAGUUCAGCAACCACACGCUCACCCUGAAAAAGGAGAAGAACCAGCCACCCAAGUCUAUCUACAUCUGCGAUGGGGACAUCUUCAAGAAGCUGGACUCUGAGCUUUCCCGGGCGCAGGAGCAAUCCCUGGAUACCAGCUACGUCAUCUUGCCCACCAACAGUUCCUCCACCCUGCGGGCCAAGCCGCCCAAGGACGAUGGCAAAUACAGCAUCAACAUAGACCAGAUGCCCCAGACCCGGCUCAUCCACCUCAACAUGGCAACCGACCCAGGCUUCAUCGUCAAGAGCCCACCCAGGGAGCCCAUGGCUAUGACAUGCACCGAGGUGCAGGGCUCCCCCAUGCUGCAGCAGCAGCAGCAACAGCAGCAGCAGAACAUCUGCAGCGAGUCACAGAUCCCCAACAGCCUAUGCGACCCGGGCAACUCAGGGAACUUGGGCAUGGUGCCCAAGAGCGAGACAGUUUCCACCCUCUCCAUGAGCUCCUUGGAGAGACGGAAAUCCCGGUACGCAGAGCUAGAUUUUGAGAAAAUCAUGCACACGAGAAAGCGUCACCAGGACAUGUUCCAGGACCUGAACAGGAAGCUGCAGCAUGCGGAAAAGGAGAAGGAGUCUCCAACAACGGAGAGCAAGCAAGAAAAACAGCAGACACCAAACAAGAGACCCUGGGAAGGAAUCAGGAAGGUCCACUCGCCACCAUCAUGGGUUAAAAAGGACAUGGAACCUUUAUCACAGUCUCCCUUAGAACUAAAAACUGUAGAGUGGGAGAAAACAGGUGCCACUAUUCCUUUGGUGGGACAAGACAUUAUUGACCUUCAGACGGAGGUCUGAGCAGAAAGGAAAAAAGGGACUUUUUUUUCUGGAAAAACAAACAAAACAAACAAAAUUUUAAAAGAUGAUUAAAUUCAAUUGAAACCGAGUGAGGAAGAGUGUUUGGUUUCUUUUGAAACCUUUGGUAAAAAGAAGUAACUUUUGUAUUGUUCUCAGCAGAGAGGGGGGAAUAUUACUUUAUAAAACUUAGUAGCAGUAGGUACAGAACAACGCGAUCUUCCCUGGGUAGGCCCAAAGAGGACAUGAGCCUGUAAACGUAAAAGAAGGGGGAAAGGGUGGGGAGGGUGGGGAACAAAAUCAACACAACACUUCAGUGGCGAGAGAAUGACGAGGAGCCAUCGCCAGCAUGUUGAGUCUUCCUGCUCUGGAACUGGGACCAGCGAAAGGACUCUGGGAGCAAAUAUGGCGGCAGAAAGGCGAAGAGGAUUGGAGUUGUCUUGGGGGGAACAAGGAGCAGGGAUUAAUUCAGCCAGAACCCAGCCAGGAUGCUGGCUGGCCAAAGGCUCCAGGGGAAAGCUCAGCAUUGGCUGGUCUAUGAUGUCCCAUUGCAUGGCGGUGGGAGUGAGAGAGACACGUCCUGCUCACUUCUGUCUCCCCUGGCCCAGCUUUUUGGAGAAAAAGGGAACUGGAGUUACCAAGCUGUUGCAUCCUGUGAUCAAGAAGACCACUGCACUUCAAUCUGAAAAAUUAGGUUCUCAGCCAUGGAUCUACACAAGCCAGCUCAGAGGAUGCUAUUGGGGAGAGGCCAGAUAUAAUGGUUGGAGCAUAUGGCUAACAAGAGUGGCGUGGUGGGUAUUUCCCCCGGUCCCUCUGCAGAGGACUUCCUGAACUCUCUGAAGAGCGGGAUGUGCAGAAUGGGAAGAGACCUUCUCUUAAGUCAACAACAAACCCAUUCAUCUCGUCUCCAGAUAGAGACAUUAAAAAAACAAUAAAAAGAAUGUAGAUCAUUUCAUUGACUGUUAAAAACAAAGAGAUAAACUCAACGCGAACCUUGUGUAAAGGUUCACAUGGCCUCAUUGUCUUUUCCUUUUUUUGUUUUGUUUUGUUUUGUUUUGAGAUUCGACUUAUUUCCAUCCACCUCCCCUGGAAGCCACAGUGACCUGUUUAUGUACCUGAAGACGUUCGGUAUACGGAGAACAUUGCCGUAGGACAUUGAGACAAACUGAUAAAUGAGUAACAUACACUUGGAAAAAAAUCUAUUUUUUCUUCUUCUUUUCUUUUCUUCAAUAAAAACAGAACUUGAAACCCGAGACCUUUCCUUUCUUUGGCUUUUGUCAUUUCAAAUAUCUUUCCGUAGCUUGGUUCCAUACACAUGUGGGGCAAGGAUGUCACUUUCCAAACAUUGAGUGGGGAGUCCGCUGUGGAAUGAUUGGGAUGGUGAGGAACACUCAGGCCCUUGUGUGCAGUAGGUUGGAAUGUUUUGUUUUAUUGUAUUCAAAUCACUGGCUGGUUGUUCUCCUUACACUCCACCCUGUCUUCACUGCUUCACAGAGCUGGGAUACAGGUUUCUGAUGCUAGUGGAAGGAAAGAAAAUAGGUAGAGCUGGACAUAAAAUGGGGACUUUUUUCAUCAAAAAUUGUGCAUCAAUGUUUUUUUCAUGAAAAAUUUUCCUCAAUCUUUUCAUGAAAAAAGUUCAUUAAUAUUUUUACACACAAAAAAGUCAAAUGGUUUUUGCACAAUACAUUUUUGUGCCCCCAAAAAGUUGUCCACUUUUUUUAUCUGAACAUUUUAAACAAAAUAAUUUCCAUCAGCAUUUUUCCGUGAUCAAAUGUUGUUGUUUUUUAUAUGAAGGACUUUAAUCAGAAGUCCUCACAUAACAUCAUUUUCACCAAUUCUUUUUCACCACAUUUGUUUCACCAAAAAUUUUCAUCUCACUUUUGAUCAAUUUCCACCAACUCUAGAAAUGGCUAUCGCUAAGCACCUAAUUGUGAAACAUCACUUUGAGCCAAAACAGAAGCUAAUCUAGAUCAGGGUUUGAUUUAUGUGUGUGUGUGUGUGUGUGUUUCUUUUUUUAGGAAAAAGCUAAAGACGGGAACAAGAUUUAAAACAAUCAAUGAAAUCAAAUUGUGCUCCCCCCGCCGACAGCGGUUGCUUGAUAUGCAAGCAUUUUUAAAAUUUAAUUUCAGGCCACAUGGUUUAGUUUUUUUAAAGUAUAAUGGCAUUUAUCUUGUCAUUAGCUGUAUAAUAUUAAAAAUAAAAUAAAAUUUUAAAAAAAUUAGAAAAUCCAAAUAGUAAAAAAAAAUUACUUAUAAAAACUGUGAUGUAAUUGUCAGAUUUUAGAUUAUUCUAUGAAACAGGAAAGCACAAAGGCCUCUCAUAAAUGCCGGGUUGUAGAAUAUUGUCAUUAUUAUAAUUACACAUAAUGAUUUUAGCAUACAAGUAUCUUUCUACUGUGUUUUAAUUCUUUUUUCCCCUUCGCUACCCAAGCAAUCUCCCCUCCCUCCUCUUCCAAACCUUUCCCACCUGCUCCUCUCAUCCCAGCCAAGCUGCGGGACAUUAACAGUGUUAUGUAAUUACAGAGAUAAAUGUUUGUUUAAAAACUGUUGAUAUUCUACUUUUUCUGCUGAGUUUCUCUGGUUAAUACUGUUUUCUCCUCACCCUUCUCUGCCCCUCCCAUUUUCACCUCCCUUAUUUCUGUGUUCGUCAGUUUUUUCUGUACAGUUUUCAGAGCACAAAUGAAUGUGUCUUAUUUCUAAUAAAAAACGUAUAAACUCUA